Messenger RNA from Vollenhovia emeryi, 1463 nucleotides. RefSeq lists its product as uncharacterized. The transcript has 5 exons. NCBI's taxonomy places the organism in Eukaryota, Metazoa, Arthropoda, Insecta, Hymenoptera, Formicidae. The record is from RefSeq and is a predicted model, not a curated record. The coding region runs from base 39 to 377 and encodes 112 amino acids.
ACGAAAGCUCAGUGAGGUCUCGAACCGGGAUACUUGCAAUGCCGAAUUGCACGACCAAUCUCACUUGGUAUCUUGGAAAGUUUAUUAUCGGAUUUACUGGAGUAUUAUUUCUUUAUGUCAGUUUCUUGAAAGAAAAUGAGAGAAGCUGCGUGUGCGACAUCAGAAUGAGAGAAUUACUAAGGGAGAAAAACGAAAAGCGACUGAGUAGAUGCAAAUGCGCAAAAGGGACACAAAGUAAACGUUACUCAUGUGGGUGCAACAAGCCGCAGCAGUUGAUGCGGGACGAUAUAACACCGGCGGUUUCAAAUGAUAUUAAUAGGCAUAAGAAGUCAGUUUAUCCGAAAAGUCGUUGUUGCGCCAGAAGAAAUUCUUGCUAAGAAAGAGAAACGAUAACUCUCCGAGGAUAAGACCUUCCAUUUAGAAUGGCUUUUUUGGGGGAAUUUGUACCAUUUAUUCACUAAUCGUUACUUCAAUGUAUCAAAUCCGUAGAGGGGAAAGAAAUUUCAAGCUUAAAACUGGUCAAGAUUCACACAUUUUCCACUAUAAAUGAAUUGUAUGAAAGGGAAAACAUGUCGGUAAAUUAUACGUAGACUCGUUGAAAUUACGUAAAAGACAAUUGUAUUUUGUAUUUACGUGUAAUUGCGAGUUUUUAAUGUGUCGUGAUUUAAUCGAAUUUACUCGAAAGAGAAAUUCCGUGGCGUAUGUUCCAAUUAUCAAUUGCCGAAUUGUACAUGUCGACGAUCGGCGGGGUCUAUAGACACAUUGUCACGAAUGUAGCUCGUUACACAUAUAUUAUGCGUAACAGAUUAGUGCUAUUGUGCGUAAUAGAUAGCAACAGUUAUGUGUAUCUUUAUGUAUAAUUGGCGACUAGCGAGUAAGCUACGAGAAAUUCUAUGAAUAAAUUCGGCAUACUGUAGGAGAGUGACACGCCCGGUCGCACGCUCCGAAAAUCCGAAACUCGAUUAAUACGCGUCCCAUCUGUAGGUGAAGAGUCUAUAAGUAGAUCCUGCGCGGGCAGAACGUCAGUCAUAUUCGUAUAUUAUUUAUACUGACCUCGUAGACACGAGACACCUCCUCGUCGCUAACGAGAUGGUCGCUUAGUUUCAUCGUGUAAUGUGUAAUAUAUAUUUAAUAUAUUUUCAUCAAUCGCGCAUGAAUUGUUGGAAUACAAAAGCUGAAACCCCGGUAGAGAGAUUACAGAUUACAGAUAAAGUAUUAGUGGAGAUAUAAUCUUUCGUUUACAAGAUGUAUGCACCACCUCGGGUCUUUUGACGUUAAUCUAUGCGAGAACUCUCUGAAUGGCAGGCUUUGUAAGAGAAACGUCGCAGCUGCGUCUCUUUCGUAUUUUGCGCGCAUUCCGAUGAAAUAAAACGAGAUACGGGCAAGGGUAGCGGCCUGAGUCGAGAAGAAAUAUUUCGAAACGGGAAGAUGUUAAAUGAGCGAACUGUCCGACUGUCACUCUG